UACGUGCGCGUCCCCGUUUGCUUUCCUCGCGGAGCAGCCUGUCAGUUAAUUUACCGGAUAUUUUUUUUAAAAAUAGCAGUGUGCGGAGCGACGGAGUACACGCCUUGAACUCUAUAAAACUGAAGUUAUCCUGGCUGGAUUCCGUAUAUAUAACUUUACUGAUAUUUGUACGUGGAAGGGAUUGGGUGAUAUAAUAUUUUAUUUGUUCUUGUUAUUUUCAGUAAAAACUCUUUUACAGUAAAGUAAGCUUAGCUAGCAAACGUUAGAGGUAGCUAGCUUGCACAUCGUAUGUUUCGCGGCAGCGAAGUAGCCAAUCUGAGAACCCUUGCUUGUUAGCUAAGUUAGCUCAACUUGUGUUGGGUGAGGCACUGCGAUCGUGUUUUAUUACUUUAACAUGGGUCUAAUAGAUAUGGCAAGUAAUGCGAAAACAAGAUUUACGCAACUUUGCAAAAAUCUGGAAGAUCCACAUCACGUAGCAAGGUUUCAGAAGAUUUGUGGUGUGAUUGGGACAUUUUCUGGGAUUUCAACAGAAAAAACGCAUGAACAGGAGCAACUUUACAACGGAACCUGUAUUAAGCACUGCGAGGGUGAAAGUGACAAUUAUGACAUUUACGCAGGUAGCGAGAAAGUUACCGACGGUCAUCGACAGAGGAAAAACACCGCGACUGGCACUCGUACGGAGCAGGAUGGCUGUAAAAACGGCCUUUUGAACGGGACAGGUCUGAAUGUCGGAGCUGGAGAGACUGGGGGAUACACUUUUUGCUCUGGUGUCACCAGUGCAUCGGCGUCGGAAAACCCAACUAACGAUUGCGGGGUGGACCGCAUUUCAACAAAGGAUGCUGAUAGUCAGAACGAGAGUUCCAAAAACAGGAGCGCAGUAAAACCCAUGCGCAAGAACUCACUGACUGGUGAUACUGGGCAGGAAUUCUUAAUCGAGAAUAAGUUUUUAUACUACCUGUUCACUGUCGGAACCGAACUGGGGAAUGAACUCUUCUACAUCACAUUUUUCCCUUUCUUCGCUUGGAACGUUGACGCCUAUGUGUGUCGGAGGCUGAUGAUCGUCUGGGUGUGGGUCAUGUACCUGGGUCAGUGCACCAAAGACAUCAUCCGGUGGUCUCGUCCGGCCUCGCCGCCCGUGGUCAAAGUGGAGAUGUUCUACAACUCGGAGUAUAGCAUGCCCUCAACGCACGCCAUGGCUGGAACUGCUAUACCCUUUGAGCUAUUCCUACUUACUUACAGUCGAUGGGAGUACCCCUUCAUGCUGGGCCUGGUGCUGUCCUUCAGCUGGUCCAUCCUCGUCUGCUUGAGCCGAAUCUACAUGGGCAUGCACUCCAUCCUGGACGUCAUCGCCGGCUUCCUGUACAGCAUGCUGAUCCUGGUGGUGUUCCAGCCGGCGCUGGACGUGAUCGACAACUUCAACCUGACGUGCCAGUACGCGCCGCUCAUCAUCGUCUCCCUGCACCUGGGCAUGGGCUUCUUCUCCUUCACGCUGGACACGUGGAGCACGUCGCGUGGAGACACGGCGCAGAUCCUGGGCUCGGGGGCCGGCUUCGCCCUGGCCUCGCACCUCAACCGCCGGCUGGGCGUGAUGGCCGACCCGCCGCCGUCCCAGCUGCCCCUGACGCCGCCGCCGCUGGGCCCGGGCCUGGUUGGGCUCUGCCUGCUGCGCCUCGUCCUGGGCAUGGCCCUCCUGCUGCUCAUACGCGCCGUCAUGAAGGCCCUGACCAUCCCGCUGGUGUGCCGCCUGGCCGGCGUCCCCGGCGACGACGUGCGCAAGGCCCGGCGCCACAUGGAGGUGGAGCUGCCGUACCGGUACAUCGUCUACGGCACCGUGGGCUUCAGCGUCCUCUACCUGGUGCCCGAAGCCUUCCGCUGGGUCGGCCUGCUCUGAUGCCUGCCUGUCACGCUUCCGCCCCCCCCCCCCCCCUUCAGACCCAGCCUAUUGCUUCCUCACAGAGAACACACGACCCCUCUGGGGGUGAUUUCCACCCCGAACUGUGUGCUUUAAUCAUUACUGUUUUAUUGCUUCGAUGACUCGGCCUUAAAAACUGUUUUCUUUUUUUCCUUGUUGAUUUCUGCUUUGCGCUGUCCUUAGGGUCUGGCUGUUAGACGUCCGCGCGCGUGAUCAGAGUCACAAGAGGACUGUGGUUGCGUGGGCUGCUGGUACAGGGGCUGGGAUAGCAGGGUUCUGUGCACCACUUCCCAGUACUGCUUUCUGUUAUCUGCUGUGACUUUUUUUGCGGUGAGACUGCUUGGUCCAGCAAUCAUCUCACAUGCAAACACACACACGCACACACACACACGCACACAAACACACACACGCACACGC
Messenger RNA from Anguilla anguilla (European eel), 2329 nucleotides. RefSeq names its product sphingosine-1-phosphate phosphatase 1 (gene sgpp1). Gene Ontology annotation, biological process: sphingosine metabolic process; phospholipid dephosphorylation. Gene Ontology annotation, cellular component: endoplasmic reticulum membrane. Lineage: Eukaryota; Metazoa; Chordata; Actinopteri; Anguilliformes; Anguillidae. The transcript has 3 exons. The coding region runs from base 395 to 1891 and encodes 498 amino acids. The record is from RefSeq and is a predicted model, not a curated record. Gene Ontology annotation, molecular function: sphingosine-1-phosphate phosphatase activity.